This is a messenger RNA of Dufourea novaeangliae, 1601 nucleotides long. It is a transcript of the gene Vps26, whose product is annotated as vacuolar protein sorting-associated protein 26B-like. The record is from RefSeq and is a predicted model, not a curated record. Gene Ontology annotation, biological process: intracellular protein transport; retrograde transport, endosome to Golgi. Gene Ontology annotation, cellular component: endosome; retromer complex. The transcript has 6 exons. The coding region runs from base 217 to 1347 and encodes 376 amino acids. Lineage: Eukaryota; Metazoa; Arthropoda; Insecta; Hymenoptera; Halictidae.
GGCAAAGGGUGGGGGCCAUAGUGCGCAGCCAUAUUGGCUACUUGUGACUUUUGGGAGGAAGCAAGCAAAAAAUAACCCAACUUUUCUCGUUUUUACGUGAAAAAAAUGUUACCUUCGAGAAUUUUUCAUUGAUUUUGCAUGUUGAUCUUAUCAGCGCGAACACGAUUAUUGUGGGACGUGUGAUCAUUUGUACAAGGUCAUCCUUUUUUACGGAAAAUGAGUUUCUUUGGGUUUGGCCAGUCGGCUGACAUAGAGAUUACUUUGGAUGGAACAGAGACCAGGAAGACUGCAGACAUCAAGUCUGAAGAUGGCAAAAAAGAGCGCCACUUGUUAUACUAUGAUGGGGAAACUGUAUCUGGAAAGAUUAAUAUUAGCCUUAGAAAGGCUGGAAAAUUGGAGCAUCAAGGUGUAAAAGUAGAAUUUAUUGGACAAAUCGAACUAUAUUAUGAUAGGGGAAAUCACUAUGAAUUUUCAAACUUGGUUAAGGAAUUAGCUGGGCCAGGCGAAUUGACACAUAAUACUGUGUACACUUUUGAGUUUGCCAAUGUAGAAAAAUCAUUUGAAAGCUACACAGGUUCUAAUGUACGGCUGAGAUAUUUUCUCAAAGUGACAAUUGUUAGGAGACUUAGUGAUAUUGUUAAAGAACUUGAACUAGUUGUGCAUACACUUAGUUCCUAUCCAGAUAUGAAUAACCCUAUUAAAAUGGAAGUUGGAAUUGAAGACUGUUUGCAUAUCGAAUUUGAGUAUAAUAAAAGCAAGUAUCAUUUAAAGGAUGUCAUUGUUGGAAAAAUCUAUUUUCUUUUGGUUAGAAUAAAAAUCAAACAUAUGGAAAUCGCCAUAAUAAAACGGGAGACCACUGGUUCUGGUCCACAUACAUUCACGGAGAAUGAAACUAUAGCAAAGUAUGAAAUAAUGGAUGGAGCACCUGUCCGCGGUGAGUCCAUUCCAAUAAGAGUGUUUCUAGCUGGAUACGACUUGGCACCCACAAUGCGUGACAUUAAUAAAAAAUUUAGUGUUAGAUACUACCUUAAUUUAGUCCUUAUGGAUGAAGAAGAUCGCAGAUACUUUAAGCAACAAGAAAUAACACUGUGGAGAAAAGUCGAGAAAAGUAGGAAAUCUCAGACAGCUUCACCACAUAUGCCAUCGCACUUAGUCUCCGCAGAAACAGGAUUCCCGCAAGGAGCCGCCCAAAAUGGUCCACCAUCUGUGCCAUCCUCAGUACCACCAGGGCAACUGCCAUCUAGUAAUACUACUAGUGUAGAAGAUACACCAGCUCCGAUAGAAGGCAUGACACGCGAAGAAGGAGAUGGUGAAGGUGAAAAAGAAGUUAAUCCCGAAAGUAACUGAAUGUUUACAUAUUGGGGCAAUUACUGAGGACAGUGGAAAUCUUACUAAUUCAGGGAAUCAGUAACAACACAUGAAAGAAUGAUCAUCAGCUGGAAACUAGUAGCAUUGAACAGAAUUUCUCUUAUACAGUACAGAGAAAUUGAAUUUUAAGGACACCUGUGAGCAAAGUUGUAAAUAUUUUGGAUACCUAUAGAUAAUACAGGUGAAUAAAUUGAAUAAGUAGCCAAUUAUCGAUCAAAAUUUCAAAUUAAUGA